UACUCUUUCAGACUUCGGAGGGGAUAGACGCGCGUUUUUCGUCGUUUCCCGCCAAAAUUCGCGGCGAAAAUUUCGUGAAAGUUAUUGAAAUUAUUCUACCAAUUUACUAUUUACAGUUAUAAUUCCUUAUAUUAAUAGUUUUAAUUGGACAUUUGAAGGAAAAAUAGUAAAAAAUGCCGGAAGUCCAUGCUGCAUUUCAAAAUUCAGGGAAGAAACCAGGUUUAGAAGUCUGGAGAAUUGAGGAUUUCGAACCGGUUCCCGUUCCCAAACAACAAUACGGCAACUUUUAUUCUGGAGAUUCUUACAUCGUGUUGAACACAUCGGGACAAGUACCAAACCUGAACUGGGACAUUCACUUCUGGCUGGGUAGUAACACGUCUCAAGAUGAAGCCGGCGCGGCCGCCAUUUUGUCAGUGAACCUCGAUGAUAACCAGUUCCAGGGGGCUGCUGUGCAGCACAGAGAGACCCAGGGUUAUGAAUCUAGGCAGUUCUUGGACUAUUUCCCACCAGCUAUCCGUUAUAUGGACGGAGGGCAUGUGUCAGGGUUCAGCCACGUGACCAUCAAUGCUGGCGCUGAGAAGAGACUCUUCCAGAUCAAGGGCAAGAGGAAUGUCAGGGUUAGACAGGUGGAAGCCUCAGUAGAAUCCAUGAACAAAGGGGACUGCUUCAUACUUGACAUCGACCACACAAUUUACGUGUUUGUCGGCGAUAAAGCGAAAAACAUGGAGAGAAUUAAAGCUAUAUCUGUGGCCAAUCAGAUACGGGACCAGGAUCAUAACGGUAGAGGAAAUGUGGAGAUCAUAGAUCCGUUCUCUAGUGGCAAUGACACGGAAGAGUUCUUCUCAGCGCUCGGCUCUGGAGACUUGGAUUCCGUUGCUGAUGCUUCAGAAGGCGGGGAUGAUGAGGAAUUCGAACGCGGCGAUAUUAAAGAAGUGUCACUCAGUGAAAUUUCAGACAACUUUGGCUCUAUGAAGAUUACGAAACUCCCGGCGCCAUUGACGCAGGACCAGCUGAACAGCCAGGAAUGCUAUGUAUUGGACACCGGCAGCAGCGGCAUAUACGUUUGGGUCGGCAAGCAAUCUAAUGAAAAGGAGAAAGCCGAGGCUAUGAACAGAGCGCAGCAGUAUUUGAAAGCCCACAACUUACCGCAUUGGGUGCACGUGUCAAAAGUUCCGGAAGGUUUAGAGCCCACCGCCUUCAAACAGUAUUUUGAAAAUUGGAACUGAAAAAAUUGCAUUUAUAAAAUUUUACUGCUAACUUUUCUUGCUAGUUUUUUUUUUAUUUAUCUCAUAUUUUUCUUGACUUGUGAUAAUUUUUAUAAAAUUUUUUUUUAAAUAUUUUAUUAAUAUAUUUUGCAUUACUUUUUAAGGAUACGAAGAGGAAGAGUUUCUUUGUAAAAAUUAACUCACACUUUUUUAUUAAAUGCAAUGUUUACCAAAUUAUAUUAGCAAUUGGCUUGCUAUGAAAAAAUCUAUAGUAAUAUUAUAAAGCUGAAGAGUUUGUUUGUUUGAAAGCGCUAAUCUCAGGAACUACUGGUUCGAAUUGGAAAAUUAUUUUUGUGUUAAAUAAACCAUUUAUCGAGGAAGGCUUUAGGCUAUAUAACAUCACGCUGCAGCUAUUAGGAGCGAAGAAAUAAUGGAAAAUGUGAAAAAAAAACGGGGAAAGUUAUUCAUCCUUGAGGGCUUCAAUGAUGCCCAAAAUAACUAUUUCACGCGGACGAAGUCGCGGGCACAGCUAGUAUAUAAUAAAACAGAAAUAACUUAAGACCAAACUCUAAAUUGUACUCGUAAAUGAACUGUUGGUCACCCUUGCCUCAAUUUUGUAUGUGAUCCUUUUAUUGUCAGGUUGGAUGGAAGAGAUCCCACUCAGGGAUAAGCCCGCCUUUGUACUGUACUGUUUUAUAUUUGUAAUGUACUCCUUUAGUGAACAAUAAAGCAUUUAUUUACUUACCAAAUUUCUUUUAAAAAACAUGCAUAUGUACUUAGGGACUUCUUAAUGAAAAAUAUGAUUUGAUGUAACAAAAUAUUGUUAAUUUUUUUUUUUGACUUCUGUAAUAUGCAACACUUACAUUUUUUUUUAUUUUCAAUAAAAUCCUACUAAUAUUAUAAAUGCGAAAGUUUGUAUGUCAGUAUGGAUGUUUGUUACUCUUUCACGCAAAAACUACUGAACCGUUUACGAUGAAAUUUAGUAGGUAAGACCCAGAAUAACAUAUAGGCUACAUAUAGUUCCCGCGGGAUUGAUAGGGUUUCCACGCAGACGAAGUCGCGGGCGGCCUCUAGUAACGUUACCUAUACAUAUUUAUUUGCUCUUCUUACACGUUUAUUUGCACGUAACGCACAAUAUGACAGAUUAAUUGUUAAUCAAAGGUGAACAUUGUAAUUAUU
Messenger RNA from Amyelois transitella, 2384 nucleotides. Its product is annotated as gelsolin. The transcript has 11 exons. Gene Ontology annotation, biological process: actin filament severing; actin polymerization or depolymerization; barbed-end actin filament capping. Gene Ontology annotation, cellular component: actin cytoskeleton; cytoplasm. The record is from RefSeq and is a predicted model, not a curated record. Gene Ontology annotation, molecular function: actin filament binding; phosphatidylinositol-4,5-bisphosphate binding. NCBI's taxonomy places the organism in Eukaryota, Metazoa, Arthropoda, Insecta, Lepidoptera, Pyralidae. The coding region runs from base 174 to 1226 and encodes 350 amino acids.